This is a messenger RNA of Metopolophium dirhodum (rose-grain aphid), 1528 nucleotides long. RefSeq lists its product as uncharacterized. NCBI's taxonomy places the organism in Eukaryota, Metazoa, Arthropoda, Insecta, Hemiptera, Aphididae. The record is from RefSeq and is a predicted model, not a curated record. The coding region runs from base 588 to 1259 and encodes 223 amino acids. The transcript is spliced from 3 exons.
AAAAUAUUUAAAUAUGUACGAUUUGUCAAUUUGAUAUUUUUUAGGUUAACUUUAUCAGUUGUAACAACCAUGGAAAUGAGAAAUUUAUUAACCGAUGGGCGGUGAUGAUUAUUUAAUUUUAGCAUAGAGUAUUACUCUAUGAAUUUUAGUCACGAUUAAAGAUAAUGGUAUCUAUAGCCGUGGUUACUGGUUAUCAAUUAAAUGAAUAUCAGCCAAUCUGUUUAAAAUUUAAAAUUCAAUAAUUAAAUAAUUUUUACUUUAUUAAAUAUUUUAAUAAUUAAUAUGAGUUUCUUAAUCAAACCUAAAUUAUCCUAGAGACUGAAGAAAUCUCUCAUUGAGUUUCAAAAAAGAAAGUUUGUCGAUACAUUCAACCCAAUCGGGAUUUGUGACUGACAGCUCCGUUUCAAAUCAUUGACCGCCAACCAAAACCUAAUAUUUUCGUGACUGUAUUCCUUCCGGAGAUAAUUUGUGAACUCGUAGAGACCUGUUCAACACGAAUAAUAAUGUAAUUGACUAGAGCAACGCACUCUGCGGCAGAGAGAUAUUUUCCGAUUUCUACAAGAAUCACGUUGGCGGCGAUUGGCACGAUGCAGCGACCCGCGGCGGAUAGUCUGGACAGCGGAGAUGACGUCGACUGCGAUUGGCCGGUGUGCGAAAAUUUGUUGCUAUCGUUGUCCGAAGACGUGCGGCCAACGGCGGUGGAGGUGUCGGUGGACGGUGACGCGGUGGCCUCCAACGUCCGACUGUGUCUGGCCGAACAGGUUGCGCCGGCUGCCGAGACGACGCGGCAGCUGCGGUUGCGGCGCAGGCUACUUCGGCGGUGGUCGGCAAACGGUGGCGGAGCGGUCACGGCGGCGGUGGCCGAGUCCAGGCGGAUGCAAGUUCGCCUGAUGACCGUGCCGUCAGCGUACGCGGCGGACGGCGAGUACUACGCGUCCGAAACGGCGUACGUGUCGCGUACGGUGGAAGAAUUGUCGUCGGGACCGUGGGCGGCGGAACCACCGGUCAACGGCUACACGUACACCGCAGGCACGGUGCACUACGACAGCGAUACGGGCGCGUGUCAUCUUCACGGGUUCACUGACCGGCGGGCCCGGGUAACCGUCGAUUGCGCCCUUUUGACGACUGUCCUGCCCCGGCAACGGACCACCGUCAAGAUGUACUCCACGCUCCGAUCGCCGGCUACCGACGACGCGGGCCCUCCCGUUCUGGUGCCGCACCACUUCCAAGUGUUCUCGCGCGACUUACUGUUCCGCUGACGCACGUAUCACAUAUUAUAAUCAUCACAGUAUCAACGUGCAAACCCACAGUUAUGUGCUUCGAUCCAGAAAUGUCCGUCUACUAAUAUUAUAUUAUAAGUACCUUAUACCUAUUAUAUUUGUUAAUAUUAUUUUUUUGCUAUUAUACUUACCUAGGUACUACGAAAUAUGUUAUACAUUUUAUAAGUGCAUUAGGUAUGAACAUAAUAAUUUAUAACUAAUAAUUCGCUCAUCACUGUAUACAAUUCGAUUAAUACACAUAUAAUAUU